Messenger RNA from Pseudomyrmex gracilis, 2648 nucleotides. RefSeq names its product equilibrative nucleoside transporter 1 (gene Ent1). NCBI's taxonomy places the organism in Eukaryota, Metazoa, Arthropoda, Insecta, Hymenoptera, Formicidae. The record is from RefSeq and is a predicted model, not a curated record. The coding region runs from base 774 to 2192 and encodes 472 amino acids. The transcript is spliced from 11 exons. Gene Ontology annotation, cellular component: plasma membrane. Gene Ontology annotation, molecular function: nucleoside transmembrane transporter activity. Gene Ontology annotation, biological process: nucleoside transmembrane transport.
GCCUUGAUGUUCAAAGCGCGUAAGCGGCGCUGAUUGAUAGAAUAGUAGUAGAAAAGUGGGGAUGAAGAGAAAAUGAAAGAGAUUAAGGGAUGAUGACAGGUUAACAGCCAAACCGGUCCAGUGGCCAUAGUGAAUUUUAAUCAAUAUUUUAAUCCCACUAUUACUUCCAUUAUACCCCACUACAGGCAUUGAUAGACAGAGAGAGAGAGAGUUAUUGUACUAUGUUGUCUUUGUCAACCAUAAAGACAUCUUUUCAGCCAAACGCGCAGUCUAUAUAUACUAUAUGUGUAUGUGUGUGCAACGGGCCCUGAAGCCCUCGCAUCAUACAAACAGACUGCGACCCAUGGUGUAAGUAUGCACCAUGCUGCGACCAGCUGAUUGACGUGCACAUGCGCGUAACAAUUCACAACAAAUGUCGAAGCAUAUUGUUUAGCAAUGUGAGUAAUGUAUGUGUUAUACGACUGGCUGUGACUGGCCGGAGAAUGGUCAGAUACCCGGAAACUGAUCAGACGUGAGGUCGCAAUCUCGAGUUUAGAAAGAGGCAGUCGGAGGACACGUUGCAGCAGUCGAAUCCUGUUUUUAUUUGACACUGAGACCAAGAUCCACCAAUCAUUCAGGAACAUGGCAUUUGGGAUCUCGUUCUCUCGUGACAUUUAAAAUGCAACAUUUGCAACUGAUCUCACAAGGAUAUUCUUCCACAAGCGUGUCAUCCUAGAAAUUGCAUCCUUCGUGCAAAACUACAUAUUAAAAAGUUCAAAAAGUUCAAAAAAGUCAUGGCGUAUUCCAUCAAUAGACGACCUUUACUAGGAGGUGCAUCCGAUAGCGAAUUUGAGGAUGAUUUAGAAACUGAAGUAGAUGAACAUAAUGUUUCGGUUCCCGAUAAGGAACCGUUUUUAAAAUCAUUCGAGCCACACGACAAGUAUAAUAUUGCAUAUAUUGUAUUUUAUCUACUAGGAAUAAAUACAUUAAUCCCAUGGAGUUUUUUUAUUACUGCUGACGAUUAUUGGAUGUAUAAAUUCAGAGAAAUUCAUAGUAAUUCAACAACAAAUUUUACUUACAUACAUGUAGAAUUACUCGAAGAGAAGACCGAUCUACAAGCUAGUUUUACUUCUUAUUUAAAUCUAGCUAGCGCAUUGCCAAAUACUCUUUUCUUGAUAAUUAAUACAUUUAUUAGCAAGAGAGUCUCUUUAACCGUGAGAAUGGUUGGUUCUCAGUGUAUAAUACUCAUUUUAUUUAUCUUAACGACUACAUUUGUAAGGAUAAACACUGACAAAUGGCAAAAUACAUUCCUAAUCAUCACUUUGGCGACGGUCGCAGUUGUGAAUGCUGCAAGUGCAAUUUUCGGAGGUAGUUUAAUGGGUAUAGUGGGCAAAUUCUCGCCGAAAUACAUAACAGCUAUGUUCGGUGGUCAAGCUCUUGGUGGGAUAUUCACGGCCCUGACAGAAAUAUGCUCUUUGUGGAUAGGCGCUAGUCCGGUACUUUCCGGUUUAGUCUACUUCAUCAUUGGCGAUGCUAUGCUAUUAUUAUCGCUAAUUGCGUAUAUCAUUUUGGAGAGGGCGCCAUUUUUUAAAUACCAAACGGUAGAAAAAGUACCUGAACAAUUGGAAUCCACUUAUUCAACAAACGAAGUUAGCUUCUCGGGAGGACCGAGCGUGUCCUACAGACGAAUCAUAAAGAGAAUCUGGCAUUAUGGCGUAAGCAUUUUUCUAGUGUUUUUUAUAUCGCUGGCUGUGUAUCCGGCGGUCACCGUGCUGGUGGAGAGUCAGUACAAGGGCAAGGGUCACGCAUGGAACGACAUAUACUUUGUACCUGUGGUUACGUAUCUUAUCUUCAGUACGGGCGACUACGUUGGAAGGGUAUUAUCCGGUAUUUUUCAAUGGCCAAAAGGCAAGCCAUGGCUCGUGAUGUUCAUGAGCGUCGCGAGAGGCAUUUUUGUACCGGUACUUAUGUUUUGCAAUGCUCAACCGAGACAUCACAUUCCUGUUUAUAUUCAUAAUGACAUAUAUUAUAUCCUAAUAACUAUCGUGUUUGCCGUGUCCAACGGUUAUCUGUGCAAUUUGACGUUUAUUCUAGCGCCCACAGUUGUAGAUAGUCAAGAGAAAGAAAUUGCGUCGGCGAUGAUGGGCGCUUUCUUGGGGAUUGGAUUGGUAUCUGGCGCUGCGCUGAGUUUGUACAUGGUGAAAGCUCUUUAAACAUUUUUCGAAUCGAACGUUUCGCGAAUCGAGGACAAAUGUAAAUAAACAAUUCGAGAUCUCACUGCCGCGUCUGUGUAUUUUAAAUCUAGUAGGACCAUGAAAACUCUGUGUCUGAUAUCGAGCUUUUAAACGUAAAUUGAUGUAGGCACAAGUUAUUUGUUAAGAUAUGAUAGGAAAAAAUAACAUAACAAUGUAUAAAAAAAGUAUUUGCGUUUUUAUUACAUAAUUUCGCCCUUGUAUAUAUACAUUUUUAAAUAUACUUGCGGACUAAGAAAUAGGAUAUCUUUCUCUCUGGUGCGUGUGAUGUUAGAAGAAAAUAAAAAAGAGACAUAAUAGAAAUGAUCAGAUAAUGUAAAUGUAGCUACACAAACAUUUCUGUCAGUAUUAUGUUAAUAAAUAACAUGUUUAAAUAAAUGAUGAUUUUAAUCUAUGAAACAAAAUUGUAAUUAAAUA